Messenger RNA from Fusarium verticillioides 7600, 3703 nucleotides. RefSeq lists its product as hypothetical. The record is from RefSeq and is a predicted model, not a curated record. The transcript has a single exon. The coding region runs from base 730 to 2577 and encodes 615 amino acids. Lineage: Eukaryota; Fungi; Ascomycota; Sordariomycetes; Hypocreales; Nectriaceae.
UUAAUUAGCAUUUGCAACACGGAAGAGAUCGUCCUCUUCAAAUUCCCAUUUGGAUCAGACAAAGGGGGGUCAAUCAUCCAUCAAUGACACGAGAAUCUUUCUCAAUGGAAUGCUCCCUCAUAGCCCCGUGCAUUCCUCCCACUGUCGCACUCAAAUCGCCCUCAUCCAAGUAGCAACCCGACCCAACGGUCUCGUUGCUGCGCCAGAGUGAAUUCGUAGUCCUCUUUCUUACUCUCAUGACCCUGAUUCUGACCCUGUUCAUCAAUAUCUUGCUACUAUUCUCAGCAAAGGCCAACCUUGAUUUUUGUCCUUGUGUCUUGCCCGUUUCUCUGGUACCCGUUGCUAGCUUCUCCGUUGCUCCAUUGACUUGACUUCGGCCAUCUCCACGCCUUGCCAGGUCUCGUUCGCUUACCGGCCGAGUCCCUUGUUGCUCGUCUUGAACUUUGUUUUGCUGCCUCUGACUGGCCCAGGCCUCUCGCCUCUCUUCUCACUAUCGCUCAAAGACUCCUCAGGCUCCGGGUCUGGCUCCUUCUUUUCAUUCCCUCCGUUGCCAUUCUUUUGGCUCUCACCUCAUUCAUGCCAUCAACCUUCACUUCCACUUCGACAUCUUCGUCGUCUUCCGUAACUCUCUCAGCCAGCCCUAGGUGACUCGCUUGGCUGACCACGCCCCCAUUGCAUCCUCACCCAUCAGCUUCAACUACUAUUGCAGAACAACAGUCCAGUAUCCCAAUGGCCUCUUGGACCUUGCCCUAUCGGGUUGAGGCUGUCGACCGCGACCCAGGCUUCUACUGGCAGGAUAUCGACAAUGGACCUAACGAUGGAUCAAACGACUUCUUUGGUCAGUUUCUCAACUUUGAUGGCGAAAUCCCGUCCUCUAUGGCCGAUCCACACGGCCAUAACCCAUCAAUGCCGGCCCUGGCCAAUGGACUUAUCCUCGACCAUCCCGCCGAGUCCACUGCAUCUGCCUCAUCAGGCGUUUCAACAACUGAAGAUGAGUUUGAUUUCUUCUCCUGCAGUUCUCAGGUCGACGCGACAAUCCCCUCUCAGCCAACCUCAUCCGCUGUCGCAAGUGCAUCGCAUGAGGUCGAUCCUCGAAGCCUCGCACUUGCAAGUGCCGUUGGACUGGCGGAAGAGAAGCCCCCCCUGGUGCCUCGAGUUUCCAUGUCGGACCCAGAACUACCCCGAGUUGAUGGCAUUUCAUUGCACUCUUCGCCUGGAAAGCGGGUGCCUAUUUCACAGCCAUCAUCGCCAACCCCACCCAACACAAUGGCCAGGAAACCCAACAAAUUCGUCGAGGCACUCUCAUCCACGAUUCGUAAAGCCAGUAAACUUCGCAAACCCAAGAAGCUCGUUGCCAUAGACCGCCCAGGCUCUCCGACCAUGGACAAUCCUCCUCGGGCCUUGCGACUGCAGCAUCACGAAUAUAGCAAUGGUAAUGACGCAUUCCCCCCAUCGCCGACAUGCGGGCCGGAUAGCACCAACUUUGUUCAUGGGUUUUGUGACGAUCCCUUUAGUGAAAUUCCUCAGCCGCCUCCGAACAACUCUCUCCGCUUUUUCAGCACCAACGGCAUCCACACACCAGCAGAAUCCCCAGGAGUCAAGACUGAACCUGGUCUUUACCACCCCGACAUGGCAGGGCAGGUUCCUCAGUCAGCUUGGCAGCAUCAGCAACACCCGCACUCACACCCUCAUCCACACCAGCAUCCCCAUCCCCAUCCUCAUCCCCAUCCCCAUCCUCAUCCUCAUCCUCAUCCACACCCACAAGCCCAUGUUCAUCCUCACACACAACAGCAACCUGUUCCUGUUGUGGGUGCUGCACCCGAGACAUGGCCGGGGCAAGAGUAUAUGGCUCAAAAUCCUCAUCAAAGCGGGUGGUGGGAUCUAAAUCUUUUAAACCAGAAUGGCGAAUAUGUUGUAGCCGAUCCGCAACAGCAGAAAAACGCCAGCCUCAACCUUGCCAUGCAUGCCCAGCAUGCGGAGUUGCCAUACGAGUAUCAGGGUCAUGAUCCCAAUUCGGCUGGCCUCAUGAUCCAUAUGCCACAACCGCGAAACGCCUCGGCUCCCGGACACGACCUUUCGUUAAACACCCAGACUUACCUCCCUCCACCGCCUAUCCCUCCAACAUCAGAACGCCAUCGUCCGCCACGAGCCCCUUCUUCUGGAGCACGACACUUGUCUUGCUCGCCAAUUCGCAAGACACGCCAGCCGUCCAUUCCACCCACGCCUGCCACAGCGCACUCGCGCCAAAGCUCCAACGGGUCCGUCGCAUCAGCUCGCAGCGCCUCGGGUCGAGGUAUAGUACCGGGGACCCCCACGGCAAUGCGCAAGCAACGACGGUCUCGAGAUGCAAGCGGCAGCAGUGGAGGCGGCAGCGAGAUCGGGUUUGUCAAUUUUACUCCCAGUGACGGCGGUCUCCUCAUGACAGGUGUUGCGCCGAGCGGCAGUUCCAAGACCAAAGCGCGAAGAGAGCGUGAGGCGAUGGAACGGAGACGACGAUUGAGUGAGGCGGCCAUGAAAGCGGUGCAAGCAGCAGGUGGCGAUGUCGACAAGCUGAUGGAACAAGGCUUUGCAUUUUAACCCCUCAAAAUGCAAUCCAGAUCGGGUCUAUUGAAUUUUGGUUCCUGGUUCCUGCAUGAGGCCACGUAUGUGGCUAUCGGGACUUGCCGCAGCGUUUUUUCAAACGCGACUUCACAUUUUAUGCCAUCAAUAAACAUUUGAUGAUGCAGAGAAGAAAGAAAGGAGGGUGAGGGGAAUAAUAUCAAUUGACGUGGGAGGACUAAGAAAUCAAGUGGCAGGUGUUGGUGUUGGCGGUGAGACAAUCCCAAUUUGCAUCGGAGCUAAAGGAAGGGUGGGCGUUGAAAGGGAACAUCCAUGGAAAGGGGGUAUGGAGGGACCUGGAGCUUUGCCUCUAUGAGGUUAACAAGCAUUUAUCACGACAACAAACGACAUCUAUCGCCAACUGCGAUAGGCACUGAUCUUUUCAUUAUCAUAACUCUCGACAACGGUGUUUCUCAAUAAUCUUCUAUCUCUCUUUUUUCCACCAUCUUCACUUUAUCUCAAGCCUUUGCGCACUCUUUUUUUUUUAUCGGACUUGAAUCUAACGAACACGAGAGAUACUCACUCAGUCUCAUCAGUCCAUCGACUAUAUCUAGGUACCCUAUCUAUCUACCUAGGCCUUCCAUUUGGCAAAAUUCCCAUCAACAAUUCUUUUGGCUCUCAAAGCCUACUAGUCCAGAGACAUUCGUGGUCUCACAAAAUUCCAUUUCUUUGAAUUUGCCCUUUUUGCCUCGCUUGUUUGCUUGCUUGCCUUACCCAUAUACCAUUCGUCAUGUACCAAUAGUCAUACCACAGGACUUAGAGUAGUCUUGUUUUAUCUCUUCCUCACUAUAUCUCAAAGCCUCUCGUUUAGACGCAAACCCUUACUGUUCCGCUCAGAUAUGGAAUAAUCAUUGUAUUUGUACGGAUGGUUGGGGAGGCUGGGUGUUUGGCGUUUCCCUCUUCAACGUCCGAGGUGUUUCACCGAAGUGUGGAUGAGUGUUUAAGGCUUUCAAUCCCUACGAUGGCUGGUUUUGCAUCAUCCAUACCGAGCACUGAGCUUAGAUACAUUUGAUUCAGCCUCCAUGAAUAAUUACUUCUCCGUUAACCACGGAAGUGGCAGUCACUAGAAAACCCUUCUUCAAUAGAUAAAUAAUGCAAUGCACUU